AAGAUUUCUAUCAAUGUUGCGAUAGUUCAAAUUUAAGUGAAUCUUUCGAUAUAUAAAUAAUGCCUAAGAGCUAACGUCACGUAAUAAACUAAUCGCAACAAUGCGAUAUUGUAGAGUUAUGUCCGGUGUGGAUGUAAUGUUACGUGAUCAAUCGUGAUUUGGUUAUGGUUAACAAAUAAUUGUCGUAACCAAAAUUUUUAUGUACAAUAUUGUAGUACAUAAAUAUUCUAAUCUGUAUCAAAAGCGCAACAAACCAUGCGGCGAAAAGCACACAGCAGAAACUGUUCCUGUCCUCUAUGUGUUAAAGAAUUCAAAGUAAGAGGCCUUCAAUACGGAAAACAUAUACCUCCUAAGGAACGGCUGCUACUGGAUAAGUUGGUCCGCACGAGAGCAGUAUAUGACGACAUUAGGGCUCAAUUAGUUACAGACAGUACAUCUCGUAUGAAGAAAAAUGCCAAUUUCAAAGCGAAAGUGCGUUCGUCAACAUCUGAAAUUGAUGAUACAGAAAUGAGCAGUGCUAUUUUAGAACUUGUAAACGUAGUGGAUAGAGGCGCCGCAAUAAAUGCAUCAAAGUUGAGCACGUGUUGUAGCUGUUGUAGUUGCUCUUCACAAACGGAUGAACAAGGACGUAAACAUAAGGUACACAAACAUAGAAGGAGAUAUUCCGGUGGUUAUCCAAGAGAUCGAUUUAAACAUAAAUUUAAUAGGAAAGGUGGUGUGAGAUUUGAAACAAAACAUAUUAAAUCAGAUCCUUGUACUUGUACUUUGAGUUUUGCUUCUCAAACUAAUUUAAAGGGCUUAAUGCGCCAAAAGAAUAUACCAGAAAAUAAACAAAACGUGACUUCAAAGACAAGUCUAUACGAAAAAUUAGCUUUUAAAGCUAAUAAAUCAAUAGAAAAAAUACACGACUCAAUUGACAAAAUAAAGCAUAUGAGAGAUAAGAUCAAACCAAUAGUACCUCCACCAGAAGAAGAAACAUAUUUAGUUGAGAACGAAGGCUCAGCUAAAGACAAAAUCAAAUUUUUUGCAAAUCAAUCGUAUCAACGGUUAAAAGAUUCCCAAACACAACUAAAAUACAAAAUUAUGGAUGCUGGCGAAAAAGUUGAGUUAAAAAUCCAGAGAUCCAUAGAAAAAUUAAAGGAAACUCAGAGUAAAGUUAAGUUAUUUCGAAAAAAGAAAAAGAAAUCAGUAUCUUGUAUUUGUCCACAAAACGAUUUGCUCCAAAAAAUAAAAAAGGAUUCAAUACUAAAAUUUAAAGAUGACAUGAAGAAAAAACAUGAGAUCGAUGAUUGGAUAUGUGAUCCUCCAUGCAUCAUGGGAACAUGUCUACCCGAUGAGUGCUUAGCAAAUAUAUUAAUUAGAAAUGAACAAAAAGCUUUAAACUCUUAUAGACGUAACGUUGGAAUAACUUCAUCCACGGAACAUAGCGAAAAAAAUAUUAAUGUACACCCUAAAACAUCAAUCAGACAGAUACAAAAAGAUCUUCUAAGGCACCCUAUGAAAUCUUCUAAGGUAAUGCCGCGGACUAAACGAAAUAAAGACUUUGGCCAGGGUUUGAAAGUUGAAAGAAUUAAAGAUAUUAAUAAAAAUGCUGCCCCAAUCGCACAGUUAGCACUUAAGUCCGAAAAGCCACGAAAACAAAUUCUUAAAAGAACAGAAUUGAAUGCACCGUUAGGGUCAAAUCAUCGGCAAGCUGUGAGAAUUGGAUCCUCGUUUAGCUUUGAUAUAGAAUUUUAUAAAGAUGCUAGAGCUCGUAAUGUAAUGCCCUCUAAACCUGUUUAUAGCAAAUCACCUCUGAAAAAAAAUAAAUACUCUAAUAAAGUAAGAAGGUAUCCAAGAGCUUCUCAAGUUAGUUUUAGAAAUACGAGGAAAGAUUCCAAAGUACAUGGCUUAAAGCGUUGUUUCUGUACAUUGAAGUUAAAACUGAAAAAGCCUAAAGUUCAACAGGGAAAGUCCGUUGCCACAAUGUCUUCAUUACAAAACGACGACUUCCUCGUUCAUUCGACAUCCACUCAAUCAAAAUACAGGAGCCAUGACUUACUUCCUUAUAUGUGUGAGCCAGGUGUUUGCGUACCGUAUCAAUGCGAUCCACAUAUAUGUCUAGAAAUGAUAAACAAAAGGUUAAGAACUCAAAAUAUGCAGUCUAGACCAUCUUUAACUAGUUCACGCAAGACCAAGUCAACUUCAAGUGUCACCGCAAAGUCUGUGAUGUCUUCGAAAGCUAAACAGGUUCAAUCGGCUAUUGUAAGUCGUCCAAAGAAAAAUAAUAAUAAUUUAAAGUUAAAACGUAAAGGCCUCAAUUUUAAAUCCGGGGAACGUAACGUGGUUCGCAUUGGUUCAACAUUUAGCUUUAAUAUUGAGUUUUAUAAAAAUAGAACCCUACCAAGACCAGAAAAACGUAUGGCUAUUAAUACUUUCACGAUUGCCCCAAAAGUUAAGACAUUUCAUAAUCAAAAUUAUAAAAAUCAGGAUAUGCCCCUGAAAGGCAUUAAUUUACAAAGAUAUAAACACCGGGAUGCUCCAGUUAGACUAAAGAAGAAGAAAAGAUAUAAGAACGCUGUAGUUGGUACCAAAAAUCUUGAAAAAUAUGUAAAUGGAGAAAGAGUUAAUCGUGGCACUACAACUAAAAAUAAAUUGAAAUAUACAAAUGGCUUAGAAAAUUACGAAUGCGAGCCGUUUGUAUGUACACCUGGCUAUUGUGAUCCGUAUGAAUGUUUAGAAAGAAUAAAACGACGUAGAAAGGAAGCGAAAGAUGUUAGUCUAGGGCCUUUGUUACCAGAGAGCAAAUCUACCUUUAGUUCAACCUACUCCGAAAUGAAAUCAAGAGCCGUGAUGCGCCAUACGCCGAAAACCAAAGAACGUAAAAUUUUGGUUAAAACACGACAAGAACAUCGCAAGAAAAUACAAAUGCCCAUUUUGGUUUCUGAUAAAAAAUCGAGGAGAUCAGUCACGUUGGGCUCUUCAUUCAGUUUCAAUAUUGAAUUUUCUAAAAGUACAGGUAAGGGCAAUAGAAACACAGGUAUUGUCCAAGUACCUACCGAAUUAAAAACUUCUACAAGAAAUACUAAGAAUCAAGCGAUAAACAUGCAUAAAGGUAAAGCGAGUAGCAAAUAUGUUGAAAGCGAUAAUGUCAAAAAAGUAAACAAAUCUACUGUUAUUGGGCCAAUUCUUAAAAGAUGUUUUUGUACGUUAAAUUUAAUUAAAAAACAAAUACAACAAAAUAAUGCUAUAACAACAAGUAAUCCUAAAAACAAUAUUUACUUGGUAAAUACUGCCGUUGUAAGCAACGCGAAUAUUAGAAAACUUCAAUAUAAUGACACAAAAAUAAUCACAUCGAAAUUAUCAUUUAAGCAAAAACACAGUUGCCAAAAUUUCAAUACUGGUGAAAAUACCAAAGACUUAGAAUCCCAAAUAAUUAAAACAUGUGCUUUAAAGAAGGGAUAUAAAAAUAUAGAUCACCAAAAUUUUCAGAAUACUCAAUUUGUUGACUCAAAAGAUGUCACAGGUUUGAGGUGUUAUUUGAAACGCCGCUUUUGUACAAUGAAUAUGGAAAAUAUACGCAUUCGAAGAAAGUUAAAACCUUAUGAAUGUGAACCUGGAAUAUGUAUUCCAGGUCAGUGUAAUCCGUACGAAUGUCAAAAAUUGAUAAUGAAAAGAUUUCAAAGAAAUAAUCAGUCGAUCACUGAGUCGUCGACUCGGCCUGCUGCAAUUGGUACUUAUACACCAAAAUACGUAUCAAAAAAGUUGAACUCCCCCAACAAAUUUCGUGAAAUCCUAGAACAGAAAAAUUCUUUGGGGCAAAAUAAUACACAAAGCAAUAAAGCAAAUCAAAAAACUCGUAUUGGAUCAAGUUUUAGUUUCGAUGUAGAAUUCUUUAAGAAGUACUCAACUGAUCAAGUUAGGACAUCUAGUGGGUAUAACAUAAAAAAACCUAGCCAUAACCUCAAUUUAGAAAAGGUUAGACGAAAUAGAUUGAAAUAUAAAACAACAGGUACAAAAUUGGCUAAAAGAAAACGAAACCGCGAUAGUAAACUACAAUCUGAUUUAAGAUCUAAAUUUGUACACCAUUCUUCCGGUACAGAAUCACAUUUGGAAAGGUGUUUUUGUACAUUAAAUUUGAAUAAGAAAGGAAAACUACUUGAAAUGCAUACACUCGAUAAAAAUCAUUUAUUGCAAACUAAACUGAACAGAACUGACAGGGAUGCAUUGUUGAAAAAAAAUAGUAACAUUAAUAUAGAUAGAAGCCAGAAUACAUCUCUUUUAGACCAAGUUAACUUUUCGUCAUUGUUGCCAUACGAAUGCGAACCAGGAACUUGUGUCCCUAAUGAAUGUGACCCUUACACAUGUUACGAUGUAAUUAAAAAGAGAAGAAUGAAAUAUAAAGGUACAAAUACACCAGGCCAAACAUCCGUAGGUGUUUCUAGCCUUUAUCUACCUAGACAUUCACGAGCUACUCUCUUUCGGGAUAAUGAAAUUAUAAAAAAAAUGCCUGUGUCUACGCAGAGUAAUGCUAUUCAAAAAAAUAAUAUAAUGUUAGAGAACUUUAAUUCAUCUGCUGCGUUUGACUACGUUCCUGGAAACCAAAGAGUGCGAAUUGGAUCAAACUUUAAAUUUGAUAUUGAAUUUUAUAAAGAAAAUAAUAUUGUAGGUCACUCUACUGACCGAAGACAGCAUGGUAAAGACAAUAGCAUUUUAGAACAAUAUAGUCCAAAGCCUAAAAGGCGAAGACAUAGAGGGCUCAAAACUAGAAAAAAACAUAUUGGUUUAACUUCCACCGUCAGUGGUCUCCAGACCAAAGCCCUUAAUAAUAACAUCUUAGGAACAUCUAUUAAACCAUUUUUAAAUAGGUGUUUUUGUACAUUACGAUUACACAAAAAUGGUAAAGCUAAAAGAAAAGUAAAUCAAAAGAGUGCAAUAACUAUGACAGAAAUAAAUAAAAAUGGAUGGGAAUUACAAUCAUAUGAAUGCGAACCAAAUGUGUGUGUUCCUUAUCAGUGUGACCCCUAUGAGUGUAAAGAACUAAUUAAAAGAAGAUUAAGAUAUUUACAAUACAGAGACGACGGAACAUCAACAAUAGUCAAAAGGAAAAAUUCGGUAAAUUUACUGACCACACCCAGCAUAAAAACAGAAGGAAUAAAUACUAUCAAUGAUGAUAUGGUAUCAAUAUACAAACAUAAAAAGAUUUUAACAGACGAUAUUAUUAGAAAAGAUACUGAAAGUAGGCACUCAAAACUUGGUCAAGCAGUAAGGAUUGGAUCAAAUUUUAGUUUUGAAAUAGAAUUCUCUAAAGGAGCUUCAAAUAAAGUCGUGGAACUUAAAAAGCCAGAAAUUCAAUCAGUGAACCCAAAAAGAAAUCAAACCUCCUAUAAACAUAGAACCACUGCUGCAGAUAUUAAGACCCAAAAAUCAAAUAAGUUCAAAAAAUAUAGACAACUGGCCGUCGGGGUUUCGCCUUUCAUCGAAAGAUGUUUUUGCACACUAAUGUUGAGUAGAAAAAAAAAAGAUAAAAAACAAUCUAUACACACUAUGAACGUCGGUGUGGAGACGAUCGAUACUGAAAAUGAACCUAUGAAACUUCUUCCAUACGAAUGCGAGCCAAAUGUUUGUGUACCGGGUGAAUGUGAUCCAUUGGUCUGUUUGCAACGGAUUCAAAAAAGAAAUUUGAAAAGCUUGGGUGUAGAAACCAUCUACAAGCAGAGAAAGUCAGUUGGUAGUAUGUCGACUCCAUAUAGUAAAGAUAAAAGUAUUCAGUCCAGGCAAACUCGCCCUAAGGCUAGCGUUGGAUCACAAAGAUUUGCGUCACAAAUUAAGGAAAAGCAACCAAAUCUUGACAAAAUUAGCAGAGAUACGCACAGACAAGCAGUAAGAAUCGGCUCCAAUUUUAGUUUCGAUAUAGAGUUUUAUAAGAAUAAACCUUUGAAAUUCAAAAAUGGGUUUGAACAGAAAGAAAAUAUCACACCAGGAAAUCGUAAUAUUAAAAAGGUAAACAGAUAUCAAAUAACACAUGAUAGUAAACGUUUAGGUAGUACAUACUCACAAACAUUGGCAAAUCAAAAAGACGCUGCGUCCAACAUGGCCAGCAGCUUAGAACGAUGUUUUUGUACUCUAUUUUUACAAAAAGCUCAACAAGAAAAGCGUCAAAAUAUUAAAUUAAAAAAAGAACAUAAAACUCAAACAAAAUCUAAGGCUUCUAUCGUAAGUUCGUUUUUGUCAAACAAAUUAAAGCCACUGAUUUUUCAUAAAAAUAAUAAACAAACAGGUAUAAGAUUGCAUGUUAAGUCAAGGGCACAGAAAAAUACUGUUAAAUUAGACCACUAUGAAUGUGAGCCUUAUACUUGUAAACCAGGAUUGUGCAAUCCUUAUGAGUGCCUUGAGCGUAUAAAGAGACGACACUUAAGAGAAAAUACGACAUCAACUAUUGCAAAUAUUUACGAAUCCAAAGCAAGUUUAACGCGUAGCAAUAACAUUCAGCAUAGUGGCACUAAUCCCAGACGUUAUUAUAUAAACAAAAGUAGUACAGCUUAUAGACCUUCAAAUGCUAUGACGGUUAUAUCUCCGCGACCGAGAGAUAUUAAUAACCAAAGCGUUCGGCUUGGAUCUAGCUUUAGCUUUAAUGUUGAAUUCUUCAAAGACAAUAAAGGAGUUACCACCAACGACAAAAACAAAUUUAUAGUGCUCGAUAGCAAACUUAAGCCGUAUAAAGAAAAUACAUUUCAAAAUAAAGAUAAGGUUGGAAAAGAUGUGAGGCACAAAUACAUUAACAAUACUCGCAGGAAUAGGAAUAUUUCAUUUUCCACAGAAACACCAAUGAACACAAUAAAUACAGGCACUGAUCCUGUAUUAAAAAGAUGUUUUUGUACUUUACAAUUGCAGAACAGAUCAAAAAGAAAUAAUAGAAAUCAGAUCAAUAAACCACACCAUCAGAAGAAAUAUAUAUAUAACCAGCAACCCACACUUGCAUAUAUUGCAACUAGGUUUGAAUGCCCCCCUUCAUGCAUAAAUAAACAGCAAAACCUAAAUUGCCAAGAUGAUAACAAUCAAUAUGUUGAUGCAUUUAAUAGAUGCGCCGAUGUUAAUUUACUAUCUAAAAAUACAAAGGAAAUACAAUGCAGCUCUAGCCUACGUAUGAAUAAACCGCGAAACAAGAAUAAAGUCAAUUCCGACCGUUUCUCAGAAUUAGUUAGUUUUAAAAACACUGUACCAAGACCAAUUCUUGACGAAGAUAAUAUUAUAACUCAUAAAAACAUGACUAAGUUCAGUUCAGUAUAUAAUAAACAGAAAUUAUUUGCACUAGCACAGUCCCCAUAUCACCAAGUUUUUGAAGUAAGAAGGGUGAAAAUACAGAAAAAUAAAAGUAAAAUCAUGUCAACAAGCGAAGAAGCAAGAUCUGUGGGCACAAAAGUUAACGAACAGAUGCUUCAUUCUAAAUCCGCAUAUGGUCAUAAAUGCUCCUGCCGUAAAAAAGUAAUGAAAAAGGAUGAUGGCGCAAUGAAAAUAAUUUUACCGUACAAACCUACAAGGUUUGAUAAAAUUGAUAGUAAGCAUAUAGUGCAAGAAACAAAUUUUAAGCCUGUGAAUAAUAAAUUUUAUAAUUUACAUAUUUCCAAUAAUGGAAAAAGGCUUUCACGAAAAAAGAGUAAAAAUUUUAGUAACGGAGUUAUUGGAGAAAAUAGAAAAUUUUCUCGUUUGAAAAGAUUUAUGUGUCGAUGUUCUGGAAUUUUAGGAAAUUAUGAGAAAAAAUCUUCAUUGCAGGAAUUGUACAAACAAAAUUUAGAUUUAGAUACCAACAAUAAUAUUAUUACUUCAUUUAGCGAAAGCAAGCCCCAAACGACAAAAGCUGACAAUAAUAUAAAAACAUCUAAAAGUUUAAAAUUAGGAAGAAAAGAAAAAAGCAAUAUUAAUUCCAAACAAAAGUAUUCUACAUUUGGAGCUGGUGAUACCGAACAGAAAAUGAAUCGUUCCCCAACCAUGAAUGGUAAAUUAGAUAUGUGUCCUCUUUGCAUGCCAAAUAAAACUCGAAUAAAACGUAAACAGAAUUUUGAUAAUGAAACACCAAUAAAAUCGGACCAGCACUGUCCGUUUUGUCAAUCUUGUUUUAAAAAGGGUAUUUUAAAGAAUGAUACUCCAUCAAGAAAAAGAAGUCAAGGCAAGAAAAAUAAAGUCGAUUUUUUACAUGAACAAUCAAAAAUAAAUAAAUCCGAGGCUUCAGAAAAUAAAACAAUCACAAUUUUUGAAAAAUUAUUAAAUUUCUGUAAAAAACCUAAAGAAAAACCAAAGGAAUUGAAACCGUUAUUUGCAAUGUACUUAGAUUCAUCGAGUAUGAAUAUUAUCAAUGCAAGAGAAAUCACAGAGAAGGUAAAAAAAUACAAGAAAAAGCAAUCAAAAUUUUUAAAAAUUCAUAAAAAGCCUCAUGGCAAAUCAUGUCAAUGUUGUAUAUGUCUUGGGAACAGUAGUCUAAGUAAGGUCGAUAAAAGUAAACCAUCAGCUAAAUUUAAACCCAAAAGUACAGCAAAAGCUAUAUCUAAAAGCUCAGCCAAAGCUAAAUCUAAUACCCCAAUCAAAUAUAAGGCAAAAUAUCCAAUAAAAUCAUAUCCAAAUCGGAAAUCCGAAAGUGAAUUAUGUGUAUGCGGAAGUAAAAUUUGUGCCAAGAAAGCUAAGGAGACUAAACAUUCAGCACAGCACACACCCAAAAAAGUAUUCAAACGAUGUGUAUGCGGAAGUUCUGUAUGCGAGAAGGAAUCUAAAGUUAUGAAAGACAUUGUAGAAAGGUCAAAAACUGUUUGCACUUGUGAAAAAAUUAUGGAUGAAAGAAGAGAGAAAGAAUAUAGAAGAAAACAAAAAAUGUUAACCGAGCAGUAUGCAAAAGAUGAUAAGUUGCGUCGCAAAUAUCGCAAGGAGGAAGAUAAGUUAGCUGAAAAAUCUAUCAAUAAAGAUUCUAGCGAUGUUAUGUUAUUGGCUGAUUCUUUAUGUGAUGUCACUAAGUUGGGGGUUAAGGGUGCUACUGACUUUACAAGGUUUCUUUAUAGGCGUGUGAGGAAUCCUAGAAAUGCUCGUGAAUCCUUGGAGGCCUUAAAAGAUGAUCCUGCACUUGCUUUGACGCAAUUAAAGGAUGCGCUGACAGAUAGUGGUGUCGGUAGUACAGCAAGACGAAUUAAAAAGAGAUUCGCAGCAAUGAAAACUGUUCAAGGUACUAAGGAAUUACUUGAGCAGUAUGCUAUUACCAAUUAUCUGCUACAUAUAGCAAGCAAGGAUCCAAAGAAACGUAUACCACGCGUUCGAAGAAAGCGUAAGGAAAGGGUUGAUUUCAAUUGCAAUCUCUUUGCGACUUCUCUUAGAAAGAAACCCUUUACAUUUAUUUUUGACCGGUGUCCUUGGUUUUAUCCACAUUGUAUAUCUCUUAUUAAUGUUUGGCGACAGUUUGCCGAUGUGAUGUUGUUUUUACUUGCUGUAGUUGUUUGGAGUCCUUGUAUUUUAGCAAUGGAAAUGUGUAGGGCGGUGUUGUGUUGCACUCUGUGUACAGGUUAGAAAUGUAACAAAAUAAAGUUUUAUGGGCAUUUUUA
Messenger RNA from Leptidea sinapis, 9560 nucleotides. RefSeq lists its product as uncharacterized. The transcript is spliced from 2 exons. The record is from RefSeq and is a predicted model, not a curated record. Bases 256 to 9525 code for a protein of 3089 amino acids. Lineage: Eukaryota; Metazoa; Arthropoda; Insecta; Lepidoptera; Pieridae.